AUGUCUGAAAUGACGGAGGAAGAGAACUCCGGAUCACGUGCAAUCAAACGUCAACAUUUGGAUUCCACUGACACUUCAUUAUCAAACUCUUCAUCUGAUUAUUCUUGUCCUGUAUGCUAUGAUAUUAUCCAUGAAGCACAUAUCACCAAGUGUGGACAUUCAUUUUGCUAUAGUUGUGUUUCUAGAAGUCUAGAAACAAAUUCUUCUUGCCCAAAAUGUGGUAACAUGUUAUCAGGAGGCAUCUGUGAUAUAUUUCCAAAUCUAGCACUUGAUAAAUUGGUAACCAAGUAUAAACUUGUAAAUCCUGGACGUAAAUUAGAAAACUCUAGUAAACUAGGUUUAAUUGCUGGACUACGAGGAUUUGUCAAUGCUGAAUCUAAGAAAUUAACAUUAUCUGAUGUUGAUGCAAUGUUGGAACUUUUAACUCGACGUAAGCGUAAACUUGAAGCUGAGUCAGCUUUGGCUCAAAAUCGGUUACUCUAUGAAUUCCUUGAAAGGUUAUUAUGUGAUAAAGAAUCACAAAUGCGUAGGAUUGGAAGACAAGUGGAGUUGGUAAAAAAAGAUGUAGCUUUUGUAAAAAAAAUUUUAAAAGAUUGGGAAGCUAAGAAACCUGUAGUUACAGAUAUAGAACACAAUAAUAUCAAUGAAAAAUUUGAUAAUACUCCUCCAAUAAGUAGUGUCAAUAAUUGUAUCCCAGGUAAUAUUCAACGUAGGCGUAUGUGUUCACAUUUUGAUGAUUUUGUUGAUUGUUAUUUUUCAUUGAGAGCAAAAGAAUUAGUAUUUGGUAAUAGACACUCAACAGAAGAAGAUGGAAAUGUUAAAGAAAAAGAUCAUGAAAAAGGAUUGGAUGAGUUUCGAGAAAAUCUAGUGAAAUUUUCUAAGUUUAAUGCCCUUAGACCCAUAGCUACACUGAAUUAUGGCACUGAUAUAUUCAAUAACUCAACUAUAGUAUCAAGUAUUGAAUUUGAUAAAGAUGAUGAAUAUUUCGCUAUAGCUGGUGUAACAAAACGCAUUAAAGUAUUUGAAUAUGAUUGUGUAUUGCGCGACAGUGUUGACAUUCAUUACCCUUGUGUAGAAAUGAUAUCUGCUUCAAAGAUAUCUUGUGUUAGUUGGAACUCUUAUAGAAAAAAUACUGUUGCUAGUAGUGAUUAUGAAGGGGCUGUAUGUGUGUGGGACGCAGGUACAGGUCAACGUACAAGGAUAUUUCGUGAACAUGAAAAACGAUGUUGGAGUGUUGAUUUCAACAAGGCUGAUGCUGGCCUAAUGGCUUCUGGAUCAGAUGAUGCACGUGUUAAACUUUGGACACUUAAUCAAGAACGGUCUGUUGCAUGUCUUGAAGCAAAAGCCAAUGUAUGUUGUGUUAAGUUCAAUCCGGUUGGUGCUUCUUACCUGGCAUUUGGCUCUGCUGAUCAUUGUGUUCAUUAUUAUGAUUUACGACAUGCCAAACGUGCUUUAGCUAUAUUUAAAGGUCACAAAAAAGCAGUGUCAUAUGUUAAAUUCUUAAACGGAAAGGAAAUGGUGUCUGCGUCAACCGAUAGUCAGUUAAAACUAUGGAAUGUCAAUGAAGCCCACGAAGGAUGUGUUCGUUCUUUUGUUGGUCAUGUUAACGAAAAAAACUUUGUUGGCUUGGCCACGGACGGUGAUUACAUAGCUUGUGGAUCUGAAAAUAAUUCUCUUUAUAUCUACUACAAGGGAUUACAAAGAAAAUUAUUCACGUUUAAAUUUGAAGCAAAUAACGCAAUUUUGAGUGCAUCUGAAGAAGAAAAAGAUAGACGAAGGGACGAUGACGUUAAUGAAUUUGUUUCCGCUGUUUGCUGGCGUCAAACAUCCAAUAUACUCAUGGCCGCUAAUAGUCAAGGGAUUAUUAAAGUUCUUGAACUUAAAUAA
Molecule: messenger RNA, 1887 nt
Organism: Macrosiphum euphorbiae (potato aphid)
Lineage: Eukaryota; Metazoa; Arthropoda; Insecta; Hemiptera; Aphididae
Source: the annotation of a GenBank genome assembly